AUGAGUUAUCAGAAACUGCAGAAGGCAACCGCCGGUCACGCACCCGGCCCGGCAGUGAGAGUCGAUGAACCCAGUAAGGGAAACCUGGGCUUUAUUCAUGCCUUUGUGGCAGCCCUCUCAGUCAUCAUUGUCUCUGAACUGGGAGACAAGACAUUCUUCAUCGCAGCCAUCAUGGCUAUGCGCUACAAUCGCCUCACUGUUUUGGUGGGCGCCAUGUUGGCUCUGGGACUCAUGACGUGUCUGUCAGUCCUGUUUGGUUAUGCCACCACCAUUAUCCCACGGAUUUACACCUACUACAUAUCGACAGCGCUGUUUGCCAUAUUUGGUGUGAGGAUGCUGAGGGAGGGACUGAGGAUGAGUCCUGAUGAAGGGCAAGAGGAGCUGGAGGAGGUCCAGGCUGAGAUAAAAAAAAAGGAUGAGGAGCUUCAGCGCUAUAAGCUAGCCAGCGGCGCACCCGACAUGGAAGCAGGGACGGCGGCGACCAUAUUACCUCAGAGGAAGUGGCACAGCGUGAUCUCACCUAUAUUCAUUCAGGCACUCACCCUCACCUUCCUCGCUGAGUGGGGUGACCGCUCUCAGCUUGCCACUAUUGUGCUGGCUGCAAGAGAGGAUCCAUUUGGAGUAGCAGUUGGAGGAACAUUGGGACACUGUCUGUGCACAGGCCUGGCUGUUAUCGGUGGAAGGAUGGUGGCUCAGAAAAUCUCCGUUAGAACCGUUACAAUCAUUGGUGGAAUCGUUUUCCUUGCCUUUGCAUUCUCCGCCCUCUUUAUCAAGCCCGAUUCUGGAUUCUGAUGGAAGAAUUGACUCUUGGUUUCAUUUUGUAUAUAUGCAACCCAGACCAAGUGGAACAGAGAGAGACUGCACAAAGACUGCAGAUGGCUUGUUUAUGUUUGAGUGAAUCUCUUUUGUGCAAGUAUGACUGAGUGAAUGAAAGAAAAAACAUUUACUGCUCAUGUCUUAAUGAGCAUUUCAGUUUUUUUUUUUUUGCUUAAUCCCUCCCUGUUUUUGUCUUUCUUUUCUUUCAACCAGACACUGUUCUAUUUUUAGAUGAUCAUUAUAUUUCCCCUGACUGUAUGCUGCCUAACAAUUUACUUGAACUUGCCAGAUGUUUGUCCUGGCAUAUAGUAACAUUUUAAAUAACAAAUCAUGAAUCUUGUUUCCUUUUUGUUUUACCCCUGUUUGAGCAGUGUGCUAUGGGUAAAUACUGGCCUGGUUCCA
This is a messenger RNA of Sinocyclocheilus grahami, 1218 nucleotides long. Its product is annotated as transmembrane protein 165-like. The transcript is spliced from 6 exons. Gene Ontology annotation, biological process: Golgi calcium ion homeostasis; Golgi calcium ion transport; manganese ion transmembrane transport. Gene Ontology annotation, cellular component: Golgi apparatus. Lineage: Eukaryota; Metazoa; Chordata; Actinopteri; Cypriniformes; Cyprinidae. The record is from RefSeq and is a predicted model, not a curated record. Gene Ontology annotation, molecular function: calcium ion transmembrane transporter activity; manganese ion transmembrane transporter activity. Bases 1 to 792 code for a protein of 263 amino acids.